Messenger RNA from Lathyrus oleraceus (garden pea), 2183 nucleotides. RefSeq names its product dol-P-Man:Man(6)GlcNAc(2)-PP-Dol alpha-1,2-mannosyltransferase. The record is from RefSeq and is a predicted model, not a curated record. Gene Ontology annotation, biological process: protein N-linked glycosylation. The transcript has 10 exons. Gene Ontology annotation, molecular function: alpha-1,2-mannosyltransferase activity. Gene Ontology annotation, cellular component: endoplasmic reticulum membrane. The coding region runs from base 212 to 1909 and encodes 565 amino acids. Lineage: Eukaryota; Viridiplantae; Streptophyta; Magnoliopsida; Fabales; Fabaceae.
GAAAAUUAAGUAAGCAAAAGUAAAGGAAAAUGCGUGUAGGCAAAAGCUGCAGAAGAAAAAGUAAAGAAUUUGCUUUUGGAGGAAGAAAAUUGUCUCGAGUGUUGUUAUCACUUUCAAACUUUUUUGAAAAACAACAUCGAAAGAAUCUAAAGAAGAAGAAGAACCACAAUUUUCAAUUUUCCAUUUCCACAUUCAGUUUCGAUCGACGGCGAUGUCUCAGGCUAUAAGGCAGAGGCGCUCUCAGCCGUCGGAUCCACCGGCGCCAUCAUCUUCUUACUCGAAGCUCGACAAAGCGGCGAAAUCGGACGGCAAAGAUGAAGGGUUAAAGUGGGCAUUGCCGUUUGUUGCUUUGGGAUUGUUGAGGUAUAUGAGUGCUACUUCUAAUAUCAUCCAUGAUUGUGAUGAGGUUUUCAAUUACUGGGAACCCCUUCAUUACCUUCUCUACAAAACUGGUUUCCAAACUUGGGAAUACAGUUCACAAUUUGCUCUUCGGUCGUAUUUGUACCUUUUAUUUCAUGAAGUAGUGGCUCGGCCAGCUUUGUGGUUGUUUGGUGAUGAAAAAGUUAGAGUGUUCUAUGCUGUGAGAUUUUUUCUUGGUUUUCUCUCAGUUGCCACAGAGACCGUUUUUGUGGUAGCUCUUUCUAGGAAGUAUGGAAAACGACUUGCUUCUUAUACACUUGCUAUGCUGUGCUUAACCAGCGGCUGUUUCUUUGCUAGCACGAGUUUCUUGCCAAGUUCAUUUUCCAUGUAUGCAAUCUCUCUUGCUUCGGGUUUAUUUCUUCUUGAUAUGCAUGCUGCAGCAGUUGCUGUUUCUGCUAUUGGUGUGAUACUUGGCUGGCCAUUCUCAAUCUUGGCUUUCCUUCCGGUGACACUUUAUUCUUUAUAUAUAAAAUUCAAACGGGCAUUUAUUGCUGGGGCUGUCACAUCAGUAAUUCUUCUUGCAUUGUCAGCAGUUACCGACUAUAACUACUAUGGAAAAUGGACAUCAUCUGUUUUGAAUCUUCUAAUAUACAAUGUUGCUGGAGGCGGGGAAAGCCAUCUUUAUGGGACUGAAGGACCUCUUUUUUAUCUGAAGAAUGGAUUUAACAAUUUCAACUUUUGUUUUGUUCUUGCUAUGCUGUUCUUGGGAUUUUGGCCUAUUGUUAAGAAGAAAUAUGGGAGAGACCUACUGAUUGUGAUAUCUCCUUUAUACAUUUGGCUGGCUUUUAUGUCUCUGCAGCCACAUAAAGAAGAAAGGUUCCUUUAUCCAAUAUAUCCACUUAUUUGUGUUGCUGCUUCUGCUGUCAUUGAGAGCUUUCCCGAUCUUUUCCGUGACAAGUAUGAUUCAUUUGACACUUCUAUAAUAGUGAAGGUAGCCAAAUUUCUGAGGCCGGUGGUUCUGAGCAUUAUAUUAUAUUCCUCUCAUGCUCGAACAUUUUCUCUGAUUCAUGGUUACUCAGCUCCUAUAGAGAUUUACAAGAUCUUAGAGCACCACGACGAUGUUGCAAAUGGCUCUGUACUUUGUGUUGGAAGUGAAUGGCAUCGCUACCCAUCAUCAUUUUUAGUCCCAGAUUUUGUGGGACAAGUUCGAUGGAUCGAUGAUGGUUUCGGAGGUCUUCUCCCCUUUCAAUUUAAUUCUACCCUAGGCGGGACUGCUGCAGCACCACCAUACUUUAACAACAAGAACAUGGCAUCAGAAGAGCAAUUUCUCCAUGAUAUCGACGAGUGCACUUUCCUUGUUGAGCUGCAGCUAAAGCGACCUUACCUGACUCGCGGUAGCGACAUGUCAACAUGGGAGACUGUUGCUGCAUUACCUUAUUUGGAUAGGGAGCUUUCGCCAGCUUUGUAUAGGUCAUUUUUCAUCCCUUACCUCUGGCAAGAAAAGAAUGUUUUCGGCAUGUAUAAACUACUCAGAAGAGUAACCAAAUGAUUCUUUUCGACCGGAAAGAAUGUUUGAAUAGUCCUUGAUUAUGGUGGUGGGAUUUACAUGAAAAAUACAGUUUUGUUAGACAGUGAUCUUGUAGGAUUUUUCCCAUGCUGUUGAUGUUGAGUAUUUUGAUUUAGUUCUAAUCUUCACUUAAAUGUCUACAAUGUUGUAUGCUGGCAUAUGCUCCUACUGAAACAUCUAUUUUACUAAACUUGUACAGAUGAAGUCUAAUGUUACUCCAAUUAGUACCAUCCAAAGUAAAAUUUGAUUAAACGUC